Alexandromys fortis (reed vole) is the source of this 2165-nucleotide messenger RNA. RefSeq names its product serine/threonine kinase 25 (gene Stk25). The transcript is spliced from 14 exons. Gene Ontology annotation, cellular component: cytoplasm. Gene Ontology annotation, molecular function: ATP binding; protein serine/threonine kinase activity. Gene Ontology annotation, biological process: protein phosphorylation. Lineage: Eukaryota; Metazoa; Chordata; Mammalia; Rodentia; Cricetidae. Bases 299 to 1579 code for a protein of 426 amino acids. The record is from RefSeq and is a predicted model, not a curated record.
GGUAUAGCUCUCCUCUCCAAGAUGGACGCAGGUUAAGAUCCUUCCUGGUAAAUCCGGAACCUUGCCUACACACAGAAAAAAAAAAGAUCAUGACCAGUUAAAGUAAAGCCAAACUGUGGAUAAAUGAAUAAAACCGCAGCCGACCGUGAAUGGUUAAAACCCCAGGCGAGGCUCCGCUGCGUCUGAACGGUCACGUGUAGAGCUUCACUGAGACAUAGAGUUCGGGACUGGACAAAUGCUGGGUGCUUGAGGCGGACGGGCGGAGUGGCUACGACGGACCGGUCGGGUCAGCGGGGACAUGGCUCACCUCAGGGGCUUCGCGCACCAGCACUCUCGUGUGGACCCAGAGGAACUCUUCACCAAGCUUGACCGCAUUGGCAAGGGCUCGUUUGGGGAGGUGUACAAGGGCAUCGACAACCACACCAAGGAGGUGGUGGCCAUCAAAAUCAUUGACCUGGAAGAGGCAGAGGAUGAGAUCGAGGACAUCCAACAAGAGAUCACUGUGCUCAGCCAGUGUGAUAGUCCUUACAUCACCCGCUACUUCGGCUCCUACCUGAAGAGCACCAAGCUGUGGAUUAUCAUGGAGUACCUGGGUGGCGGCUCUGCACUGGACCUGCUAAAACCUGGUCCACUGGAGGAAACCUAUAUUGCCACCAUUUUACGGGAGAUUCUGAAGGGCUUGGAUUAUCUGCACUCAGAGCGCAAGAUCCACAGAGAUAUCAAAGCUGCCAACGUGCUGCUCUCGGAGCAGGGUGAUGUGAAGCUGGCAGACUUCGGUGUGGCUGGGCAGCUCACAGACACACAAAUCAAGAGGAACACAUUUGUGGGUACUCCCUUCUGGAUGGCACCUGAGGUUAUCAAGCAGUCUGCUUAUGACUUUAAGGCUGACAUCUGGUCCCUGGGCAUCACAGCCAUCGAGCUGGCCAAGGGGGAGCCGCCAAACUCUGACCUCCACCCUAUGCGAGUCCUGUUCUUGAUUCCCAAGAAUAACCCACCCACGUUGGAGGGCCAUCACAGUAAACCCUUCAAGGAGUUUGUAGAGGCCUGCCUCAAUAAGGACCCACGAUUCCGACCCACUGCCAAGGAGCUCCUGAAGCACAAAUUCAUCACACGCUACACCAAGAAGACCUCUUUUCUCACUGAACUCAUUGACCGCUACAAGCGCUGGAAGUCUGAGGGGCAUGGCGAGGAGUCCAGUUCCGAGGAUUCUGACAUUGAUGGCGAGGCUGAGGAUGGGGAGCAGGGUCCCAUCUGGACGUUUCCCCCAACCAUCCGGCCAAGUCCACAUAGCAAGCUGCACAAGGGGACUGCCCUGCACAGCUCACAGAAGUCUGCUGAACCUAUCAAGAGACAGCCAAGGUCCCAGUGCUUGUCUACGCUAGUCCGGCCUGUCUUUGGAGAGCUCAAAGAGAAGCACAAGCAGAGCGGUGGGAGCGUGGGUGCCCUGGAGGAGCUAGAGAACGCCUUCAGCCUGGCUGAGGAGUCCUGUCCUGGCAUCUCAGACAAGCUGAUGGUGCACCUGGUGGAGCGUGUACAGAGGUUCUCACACAGCCGGAACCACUUGACGUCUACGCGCUGAACUGGAUGCACUGCUCUUCACAGAGAGGGAGAAGAAUGCGUUUUGUUUUGAGCUCUAAAAGGACUGACUUGGAAGCCUUCGUGUGCUGUGCUGCAGCUGCAAAGACCUACCAGCCUGUAGGCUUCACCAGCCAGGUCACCUCCCUUCUGCCCCACCAUAGUGUGCUGCCCUGCACAGUAGCACUCGACACCUGUGCUCACCUCCUGGGUUGGCCAACGCUACAGUAGGUAGCCAGGGCCCUUGAAGAACUGGGUAGCAAUUUGGGAAGCUGGGGUGACCUUCCAGAAUCUUUGGUUCUGCAGCUGCUAAACUAAGGAUCAAAGCAACUGUUGGGCAACUCUGGCUCUCACCCUCCACCAGGGAUAGUGUCUCGGGGGCUCAUAUGGUCCAAGAUGGUCAUAAUUUGGUGUCAGUUCAGGUACUGUGUGUUCUCAUGAGUACUCAAAUCGUUCAGAAUAUUUUGCACCCCCCCUUUUUUUUUUUUUUUUUAAGAAAAUUGAACUUGCUAAGUAUUCUGACAGUAAGUAUUAGUUUUCAUAGAGUAUUGAAAGCCCUACCAUUUCAAUAAAGACCUGGAUUGGAGACA